Molecule: messenger RNA, 1596 nt
Organism: Toxotes jaculatrix (banded archerfish)
Lineage: Eukaryota; Metazoa; Chordata; Actinopteri; Toxotidae
Product: homeodomain-interacting protein kinase 2-like
Exons: 11
Coding region: 1-1596 (531 amino acids)
Biological process (GO): intrinsic apoptotic signaling pathway in response to DNA damage by p53 class mediator; peptidyl-threonine phosphorylation; peptidyl-serine phosphorylation
Cellular component (GO): nucleus; cytoplasm; PML body
Molecular function (GO): protein serine/threonine kinase activity; SMAD binding; transcription corepressor activity
Source: RefSeq, a predicted model, not a curated record
AUGGCAAGGAGAGGUCUGCCAUUCAUGUCAUCUCUCUACAUGAAAGACCAGAUACUUCACAGUAAUUACAAAGUGAAGAAUUAUCUGGGAGAGGGAUCCUAUGGAAAGGUGUUCAAAUGUCUAAAAAUGGACACCAAAGAGACUGUUGCCGUAAAGGUCCUUCGACGCAACCACCUGACCUAUGACGAAGUGAAUCUACUAAACUCCUUUAGACAGAAGAAGCUGGACCGGUUUAACAUUGUCCGAUUCAUUGAGUCAUUCAGAACAACGGACAACAAAACUGCUCUGGCCUUCGAGAUGCUGGACCUGACUCUGGGGAACUACUUUUCCCACCACAGCCACUUCCCCUUAGAUAAAGUCAGGAAUAUAGUCCAACAGAUGGCCACGGCAUUAGAAGCCCUGAAGGACAACGAAGUGAUCCAUUCAGACAUAAAAUUAGACAACAUCAUGCUGGUGGAUCGCAGCGAGCAGCCCCUCAGGGUGAAACUAAUCGACUUUGGGUUGGCUUUUGAAACCUGGGAAGCGGAUCAAGGAAGCAAACACCAAAUAACACACUACAGGGCUCCAGAAAUUAUUUUGGGACUUCCUUUUUCAGAGGCCAUCGACAUGUGGUCACUAGGCGUUGUGAUGGGCCACAUGUUGCUUGGUCAAGCACUCUUCCCAGGGAAAUGUGAAUAUGAUACAUUGCGAUGCAUAGUCGAACUUCUGGGUGUACCGCCCGACUGUCUUCUGACUGCUGGGAUGUACACUGACAAAUAUUUUGUUAAAAGACCUUCUGGUCAGUGGAGACUGAAGACAGCUCUGGAGUACUGGGGAGCUUCCGGUUAUUUCAGUGACAAGAGGAGCUACCAUUUCCGCAACCUGGAUGACAUCAAACCGUUGCCGCUGCCGAACCUGAUGGAGGUGGAGUCUGAGGAAACGGAGGAGUGCAUUGACCUGCUGAAGGCGAUGCUCAAGGUGGACCCUGAUGAGAGGAUUACCCCACGUGAAGUCCUCACACAUCCAUUCAUCACAAGGGGCACCCCCUUCUACUACAGCCUUAACCACCAAAGUGAACCAGGACCCAGCAAGACAGUGAAAGCAGGGACCACACAGGCAGCAGAAAAAAAACCCACCAAGGCAGCGGAAAGAAAAACCAUCAAGGCAGCAGAACCAAGAACACGCCAGGCUAAUAAGACCAAGAGAAAGACCAAAACUGAUAAAUGCACCAAUGGAAAUUGUGGAACAAGUUCAUCACCAUCAUUUCCACUUGUUAUAUUGGUGCGGCCUGCACCACCUGAACGCUGCCUGGUGUUUGAUGAGGACAGCUGGAAGCAGAGUGAAGCUUGCCCAUCAGAUAGGCCCAAGCACACUUCUGAUAACUGUCCAGUGGACUGCAGCCAGGGGGUUAAGGAGCCCCUUUCCCCUAUACCUGAGACCUGUAACACAGAGCAGGAAGACCAGGAUAUCACUGGCAGAACACCUGGUGACACAGAGCCCAAGGAGAAGAAAGAGAAGGGGAAGAAAAAGGGCAGGAAGAAUGGCUUCAAACGCUUCUGCUCCUGGAUGAAGAGGAGGUUCUGCUGCUGCAUCAGUGUCAGUGAGGAUGAGAACUGA